Xyrichtys novacula (pearly razorfish) is the source of this 3948-nucleotide messenger RNA. The record is from the annotation of a GenBank genome assembly. NCBI's taxonomy places the organism in Eukaryota, Metazoa, Chordata, Actinopteri, Labriformes, Labridae.
GCACGUACCACUCGCUUGCCGUAAUCGCAGUGGCGCCUGGGAAGGACAGCGAAAGCGGCGGGAGAGCAGCUCUUCGAUCUGAAAUUUAAUCUAUGCCAAUAAUGUUGGACAUUAACUAGGAGAUUAGAGUGUAUUUAGUCACAUAAAUAAGGCGAUUGGUUUAAUAACGGAAGGCUGUUUCGUACAUGCUGUUGUCGUCGGGGUGAUUCUUUGAAGCGUUUCCCGGGAAAAAGGUUUUUUUUUGGUGGGCAACAAUGGCGAAGGUACAGGUGUUGAAUGUGGCUGUCCUGGAUAACCCAAGUCCGUUUGGAAACCCUUUUCAGUUUGAGAUAACCUUCGAGUGCAUGGAGGACCUCCCUGAAGGCAAGUACUGUCUAUUUUAAAUAAGUCAUUGUUGAAUAUCUGAAGCCAAACUGUGGGCUAGUUUCAAAGAAUGCUAACUGCUAAUGCUAGGUUUGUUAGCAUGUUGUUAUGGCAGAGCUGUUGUAUUAGAUCGCACAAGUAUUCACUAUACUAUUGCUGGUUUGCGUGUGUCACACAUUUUGUAGUCCUUAUAUGGUUGUACGGGUUAGUUGUCCCAGCACAAUGUCAACAAUUAUUCAUCUGAUCAUGAGAAAUAAUAAAAGUUUGUUUGCUUGUAUCCAGAUCUUGAAUGGAAGAUCAUCUACGUUGGUUCAGCAGAGAGCGAAGAGUAUGAUCAAGUUCUCGACUCGGUCUUGGUUGGUCCAGUACCUGCUGGAAGACACAUGUUUGUGUUUCAGGUGAGUAUCCGUCGAGAGAUGAAUGUUGUCGACCGCUUGCUUCUGUAGUUAUACCAGCUUUAGUAACGAUCGCACGAUAGCAGUACACAGCUGUCUGAGGAGCCACAAACAAACCUCAACCAAAACGCCACUCUAUAGCCACAAAUAAUGCUCAGAACAGCACCUAACUUCAUCAACAGUACAUCUAGGGUCCUAGCCACCAAACAUCUGCCUGGUUUCUUUAGCAAAGUGACACCUACUCUCUUUGAGCAGCCGUUUAUUUGUAGCGAGACCUCAGGCCAGUCCAUUACGAAGUGCUGUGGGAUGACGCAGCUCAAGGAAGAACAUUUAUGAUCAUUUCCCUGAAGUAAUCAUCACCAUAUUAAUCCUUUUGCACUGCAGACGCGGUAGUUCUUCUGCCUUUGCAUCUCGGUCUGAUUGCAUUUCCAUGAAGAAAUGAUCGAGAGAGUGUCUAACUCAGUGUUACCCUGUGAAUUAAUUUUAUGCCGUAAUAUCCCUUCAAUUAGAGGCUUGGUUUUCUCUCAAAGUGAUACACUUACAGGUUAAGAGAGACAAAUUAUUAGGUAGACAGAUUAGUCAAGUGGAUGUCUUGUAUUUUGACAAGCUCAACAUCAUAAUCGCAUUAGCCCCUCACGUGAUCAAAACUGUCUUUCCUAAAUGAACAAACCAGUAUAAUAAUGCAUUUUGGUGUUGACAGCCAUGAUCUGAUAUUUAUGGCAUACAUAAAUAAACCAGCAUUUUUGUCUUUUCAAUCAAUUUGUUUAAAAUCUACCAGAAAAAUGCUACCAACUAAAUUGACUGUGCAUAUUCGAUUUCAAUGUGCAUGGAAUCAUGAAUUUAUGCAUGACUUUAUUUUUUAUUAACCCUAAUACUUAACCUAUUUUUUUUUCCUUAAUAACCUUGGAUAGAUAGCAGGACAGAAAUACAAAAGUCCCUAGUGGCUAGAUUUUACUUCACCAAAUAUUUUAAAAAUUUAAAAGAAGGUUAAUUAAAGUUCAGCAUUUUUUUCCUCACUUUGGUAUUAUUGCUUCAGAUGGAUUAUUAGGGCCACAUUAAGAAAAAAAUGACUUAGAGAAAAUGAAGACUUUGAGAAUAAAGUCAUUAAUUCAUGAGAAUAAGUCAUUACUAACGAGAAUGAAGUCUUACUAAAAUCAAUACUUAUGAGAAUAAAUUUGUAAUAAAAUCAUUUCUUAAGAGAAUAAAGUCGUAAUAAGGUAUUUAUUUACCCCAAUACUCCGUAGUUAUUCCUGUAUUUUGUCAAAUGCAAAAAAAAAAAAAGGAAAAAAAAUCUACAAAAUAAACAUUGUGAAAUUUGUCAUUAUAUAUUGGUCAACUGCAGACCUGCUCUGUCUUCAUCUCAAAAGAAGCUUUGUGCUUUGGGACUUAACAUUGUUGUUUGUCUUCACAGGCUGAUGCCCCAAACACUGGAUUGAUCCCUGAGAGUGAUGCUGUUGGUGUGACUGUAGUGCUCAUCACCUGCACAUACCGUAGCCAGGAGUUCAUACGCAUCGGUUACUAUGUCAACAAUGAAUACACCGACCCAGAACUUCGUGAAAAUCCACCAAUCAAGCCAGACUACACACAGGUCAGAUGAUGAUGGAUAAACUAAUGUAUUUAUUCAUAACAAACAUGGUCUCAGUGGAUUUCUUUGUCAAAUGUUAGUGUCUGGUAUUCUGUGCUUUGUUGCUGUCUUUUUUAGAUUUUAAAUUGUACUUUGGGAAAUGGCAUUUCUUGAACCAAACAUAUUCUUGACUGUUUACAGAAGGGUAGUGAAGUAAUUCUGCAAUGAAAACAUAACCAAGAGCAUCCUGGUGUACCAAGUCCAGUGUGUAUCCCACAUUCCAGGACUAGUCCUGACUGCACUGUCUGUGGAUUUAUGUCAAAUUUUUGACCUAUUGCUUCACAUGCAAAUCUGUCUUUUCCUGGCAUGUCAUGACUUUCCAGCACCAAUAUAGGCAAAAUGAAUAAACAAAAAUCAAAUAUGUAAUAUUUACUUUUCACUGGUGCAAUACAAAAAUACCUUUCACAACCAUAACCUCAUAUGAAUGUCAGUCAUUUAACUUAACUAUGUAACUUUAACUUUUUAUGCAGGUAGAGGUGUUAGUGUUUGUUAAGCCAGACACAAAAAUUUCCAAGAUAAAGAAAUAUAGUACAGUUUCCUGUGUGAUUACAGUUGCUAAAUUUAGAGUAGGUUAUUUUAUACUUGUUUAAGUGAUAACUCAUGAUUGAUCAGUACAGUUCAAACCUUUGUACUGCUUUUAUCUACAGGGUUCACAUUUUCUCACCAUGAGUCUCAGUACAUAAGUGUGAUAUAUUGCAUAAUGAUAACAUAGUCCUUAAUGAAACCAUUCACUCGUUCAGUGUCGCCAAUUUAAUUUUUCCAACUUUAUUUUUCAGCUUCAGAGAAAUAUCCUGGCUUCAAAUCCUCGUGUUACUAGAUUCCACAUAAACUGGGAAGGCUGUGCAGAGCGAAUGGAAGACUCUGAAAACGUUGACCCCAGUUCAAACUCCAUGCUUCCUCCAUCCUGUCUCCCCGGCAAGGCCCCGCCCCUGGGGUUACUUCCAGAUAACUCAAUGGACUGCUUAUAAAGAACAACCCUGCCCCAAAGGUGAUUUUCUCAAAGCACCAGUCCUUAUUUUUGAAGAAAUGCCUGUGGACAUUCUAGUGUGGAAGUACAGACAGACAUCUUUGCCUUACAGCUGCCUUCAUUUAAUGGAAGCUCGACAAAACAAACCCUCACCUUUGGCUUCAGAUGAGUUUGUUCUGAGGAAAAUCAUGAACAUCUAAUGGGUAUAAUCAGCAUCUGCAGACAGAAUGGUUGCCGCCAUGAUGUUAAAUGCAAUAUUUAAAUACUAAAACUCUUCGAAGGAAAACCGGUUACAACAAAACAGCUGAACACGAUGUAAACCUGAUGUGUGAUACACCGUCUCUCUGUUUGGGCAGAACUCACCCAUAUAAGGGGAUUUCAGCAAUGAAGCAAUAGGCAAAUAAACCUCAAUGUGUUGCUGUACAGGAGUUUAAAAAUCCACUCUUAUAUGUGUUCUGAUUUCUUUUGCACUUAAGCCUUUUCACACUUAGAUUUUGGAGCUUGGUAAUGCUUUAAGCUAUAUUAUUUACUCCUGUUUGUUUCUUUUGCAUUUUACAUUACAAUUUUGUGUUUCAAUAAAAAAAAUGUUUUGUUAUGAA